AUGGCGGCCGAAAGAGAUCCCAAGCAAAACAGCGCGAGUGCAGUCGUGGACGAUGACGAGCCAGAUGAGUGGGACAAGCGUAUCUUCAGCACUGGUUGCUCUGUCGAGAACACACGCCUAAACGACUGCUUCUUUGAAAAGAAAGAUUGGAGACAGUGCAAGUCAGAGAUGGAAGAGUUCAAACAAUGCUGGAAGAAGCAAGGCAAUGACCGGAGAACUGAUCAGAAGAAUGUCUAA
Aureobasidium namibiae CBS 147.97 is the source of this 237-nucleotide messenger RNA. RefSeq lists its product as uncharacterized. Gene Ontology annotation, cellular component: mitochondrial intermembrane space. The coding region runs from base 1 to 237 and encodes 78 amino acids. The record is from RefSeq and is a predicted model, not a curated record. Gene Ontology annotation, biological process: mitochondrial respiratory chain complex IV assembly. Lineage: Eukaryota; Fungi; Ascomycota; Dothideomycetes; Dothideales; Saccotheciaceae. The transcript is spliced from 4 exons.